Molecule: messenger RNA, 1960 nt
Organism: Plodia interpunctella (Indianmeal moth)
Lineage: Eukaryota; Metazoa; Arthropoda; Insecta; Lepidoptera; Pyralidae
Gene: NELF-B
Product: NELF-B
Exons: 1
Coding region: 150-1913 (587 amino acids)
Biological process (GO): negative regulation of transcription elongation by RNA polymerase II
Cellular component (GO): NELF complex; nucleus
Source: RefSeq, a predicted model, not a curated record
ACCGUUUGGGUCGUUAAAAUGACAGUAACUCUAUCCACAGACUAGGUACUCUAAGGUUAUCGUUAUCAUUGUGUCAAGUGUUUUAUUUAUUUUUGUUAUACUUUAAGUCCACUAAUUUUAAUGUUUUUUACUUAAUUAUCUCAAUAACUAUGGCAUCGUCUAGUAAAUUACCUGGUACAGGUCUGGAAGAAGUGGGAGUCCCAGGACAAUCUUUCUUGCGGGAUGCUCUCACAAGUUGUACAGACCCGCUGAAGGCAAUAGAAGAAUUUCAACUGGAAAAUGGUAUUUUACUUCCUUCACUCAGGCCUAUGUUGCCGCUGCUGGAUCUUCAUGGUGUUCGACGUCUUGAUUUUCAUACGUCUGUGUUGGAAGAGCUCAGGGACAAACUUAUAAACCACAUCAACGAACUUGGCGCUAAAGAUGGCAAAGAACAUGAUAAGAAGCUGAAAGAGUUGCUUUCGAAAAGCUUUCCAGUUGUAAGAGUUAAAGCUCUUAGGCCGGUUAUAAUGAGUAUUUUGAAAAAUACACCACACAUUGAUGACAGAUACCUCAAAGUAUUGGUGCGAGAUCGUGAGCUUUACAAUGACACAGACACUGAAGUGAAAAGGCAAAUAUGGCAAGACAAUCAAUCUUUAUUUGGAGAUGAAGUAUCUCCAUUACUUAGCCAAUAUAUUAGAGAAAAAGAAAAUGUGUUAUUUGACCAUGAGAAUCUCACAAAUUUAUUCUUUUCUCCAUCACCUAAGGUCAGACGGCAAGGAGCCGUUGUUCAAAAAUUAGCACACAUGAUUGGUAACAGUGUGAAAUUAUAUGAUAUGGUGUUACAAUUCCUGAGAACCUUAUUUUUGAGAACUAGAAAUGUACACUAUUGCACUCUUAGAGCUGAGUUAUUGAUGGCUUUACAUGACUUAGAAAUUCAAGAUAUUAUAUCUGUGGACCCCUGUCAUAAGUUUACAUGGUGUUUGGAUGCUUGUAUACGGGAAAGGAAUGUUGACAUCAAGAGAUCGAGGGAACUACAGGGCUUUCUCGAUAGCAUCAAACGAGGCCAAGAACAAGUACUUGGAGACUUAUCUAUGACGUUAUGUGAUCCAUAUGCUAUCAAUUUCCUAGCAACAUCAGCUAUAAAAAUACUGCAACAUUUAAUAAACACAGAAGCUCUUCCAAGAGAUAAUACAAUAUUAAUUCUUUUAUUGAGAAUGUUAGCACUAGGAUUAAGUGCCUGGGUGAUGAUUGAUUCACAAGAAUUCAAGGAACCAAAGCUUGAUAGUCAAGUUGUCACUAAAUACUUACCUGCAUUGAUGUCUUUGAUGGUCGAUGACCAAGUAAGGGCACUGCACAACAAGUUGCCCCCUGAUGAAAGGGAGUCUGCAAUUACCACUAUAGAACAUUCAGGACCUCCACCAGAUGCUUGUGAGGCUUAUAUGAGAGAGAGUUCAGUGUGUGGAGUACUUGCCAUGUACUACACUUUGCAUGCAGCCAAACUACGAGAUCGUGGAGCUUUGCUUCGUAUUUUAAGUAUACUUGGCAGCUGCAAGGAUGGCCGAGCUUAUGAAGAUCCUUUUCUACAUGCUUUGGUGGCAUUACUUAUACAAUUGCCUGAUGAAUUCCAAGGUGAAGAUUUCAGUACAGUACUCUUUGACGAAUUUUUCUUUGCUGGACUUUCCAAAGAUAAUGUGACAAGACAUCUUUUGAAGUUAUUAUGGUAUAUACAUCCUAAAUUACCGGAGACCAGAGUUCAGACUGUGAUGAAAGCUUUACAGCCAGGGACACAGCAUAAUGAGUCUGUACAUAAGCUACAUGAGACACUGUCACAGAAGUUGAUUACCCAGGUAGAACCUGUUGCUAGCACUAGUGAAAUGGAGUAUUUAGAUUCUUCUCUCAUGAGUGUACCUACUCCAGCGCCUUAUCACAUGUAGUGUCGUUUUUAUAUUUAAGAAUAAAUGACAUAUUGAUUUUGAACUUA